Messenger RNA from Paramuricea clavata, 1577 nucleotides. Lineage: Eukaryota; Metazoa; Cnidaria; Anthozoa; Malacalcyonacea; Plexauridae. The record is from the annotation of a GenBank genome assembly.
ACGUGAUCACUGCGAAACGUCGUUAUUAUCAAAAUAAAUUAAACGAGUUUAAAGACGACUCAAAAGGUACUUGGAAAACGUCAAAUAGUCUUAUCGGCAAACCAUCCAAAAAUACUGAAAUUAAUGAAAUUAAAAUUCCUUCAAAUGUUAACUACACUUUAACAAACGCAUGCGAUAUUUCUAAUCAUUUUAAUAAAUAUUUUUCACAAAUUGGAGCAAAGCUUGCUGCUGAAGUUCCAGAUUAUAAUGUUGAUCCGACAAAAUAUUUAAAAAAAGCAAAUUCGUCUUUUGCUUUUGUCGAAAUAGAAGCUGAAGAGGUUUUAAAAUUAUUGAAGAAGCUCGACAUUUCUAAGGCCACUGGUCUAGAUAAUAUUUCGAACAAGAUAUUAAAAAUCGCAGCACCUUGUAUUUAUGGACAUCUUACCAGCCUAUUUAAUUUAUCCAUUAAGCAUAAUGUUUUUCCAAAUGAGUGGAAAUCAGCAAAGGUUUUUCCUAUUUUUAAAUCCGGUGAACGCAGUGACUCAAAUAAUUAUAGACCAAUAUCUGUUUUGCUUGGUAUUUCUACGUUAUUUGAGAGAUUGGUCUAUAAUCAGAUUUAUGCAUAUCUAAUGAAAUUUGAUCUAAUUAAUUCAAGGCAAUUCGGUUUUAGGUCACUGCAUUCAACUGUAACUGCAUUACUGGAUUUAACUAACCAGUGGUAUUAUAAUAUUGAUAGAGGUAUGAUCAAUGGUGUCUUAUUUUUAGAUUUAAAAAAAGCAUUUGACACUGUUGAUCAUAAUAUAUUAUUAACCAAAUUAAGUUUUCUUGGAAUCUGCGACAAAACAUUACAUUGGUUUAAAUCAUAUUUCACUGAUAGAACUCAACAAUGUUAUGUUAAUGGUUAUUUAUCUGGUAAAGUGCAGGUCAAAAGUGGAGUUCCCCAAGGUUCAGUUCUAGGUCCUUUAUUAUUUCUUAUUUAUAUAAAUGAUUUGACGACUUAUGUUAAUCAUGGUACUGCCCGAAUGUAUGCAGAUGAUACUAACGUAUCAUUCUCAGCAUGUGUUUUUUCUGAACUUCAACGGCAGAUGAAAAAAGACCUGGAACAUUUAGAAUCCUGGCUUAUAGCCAACAAACUUACUUUAAAUACAGUGGAAACUGAAUAUAUGGUUGUUGGUUCAAAACAAAGAAUAAAUUCACUUGUGGGUAAUCUGACACUUUCCCUUAAUGAUAUAUCUCUACGUAAAGUUAAGAGUACUAAGUGCUUAGGAGUGACAAUAGACGAAUUUCUCACAUGGGCUGAGCACAUAGAUAAUGUAAUUAAAAAAUUAGCGAUCUGCGUUAGUCUUCUACGUAGAAAUAGAAAAGUCUUGAAAAAGUGCGAUCUUAUGAAUGUAUAUAGAGCUAUUGUAGAACCUUAUUUUGAUUACUGUUGUAUAAUUUGGGAUGGCAUCAGUGACUAUUUGGCGUUAAAGCUUCAAAAACUUCAAAAUCGUGCAGCACGUAUUAUUACUGGAGCCGACUAUUCGCGAAGGUCCAGUGAUAUAUUAAACGAAUUAGGAUGGGAGAAGUUGAGUGAACGAAGACAAAAAUGCAAAGCA